This is a messenger RNA of Melitaea cinxia (Glanville fritillary), 1290 nucleotides long. RefSeq lists its product as uncharacterized. The record is from RefSeq and is a predicted model, not a curated record. NCBI's taxonomy places the organism in Eukaryota, Metazoa, Arthropoda, Insecta, Lepidoptera, Nymphalidae. The transcript has 3 exons. The coding region runs from base 1 to 1290 and encodes 429 amino acids.
AUGGUUGAAGUUUUUGACGCUCGGUCACAUGAUCAAAAAUAUGGGACCUGGCAUCAUCCGGAGAAGAGAAAAGAUCAAGACGGUUUCGCUUCUGACCCAGUUCGGAGUGAGUCGGCUCUGAACAGUCCGACGGAACCGGAUGUCUCAUUGGCAGCCUCCCUCACCGACCCCCUGGAGGCGCACACCCUCGACGAGGCUAGACGUACUAUCAGAGAUCUCCGAAUGAAGUAUCGAGCUCAAGCGCAUCAACUAUUGACAUGGCGCCGAGCGCAUCGUACUCAAGAAGAACUAGUCACACGCCUUCAGCGAGAGAAGGCUGAGCAACUUAAAUCUCUUUCAAGUCAACUCCUCUUAUUCGAAUCGCGUCUGGUUCGUAAACAGAAGGAGAUCACCAACAUGCUAGCUUUACGAGAAACGAUUAUCAUGAAACAGCAAAAGGUAAUCGAAACCCUUCAAACCAAGUUACUCGAUAACGGAAUCGAUACUUCACAAACGAUUCCCGACUUCAGAGACAUGUUACAAGAUACACAAAUAACUGGCGACUUUGAUUCACUUAAUGAUUCAGAUUCCGCUGUUAUAAUGGAAGAUGUAGAUUCGGAUUGUAGCAACCUUCCUCAUGUGCCAAGAUUCAGAUCGGCUAACCCAGAUAGUGUCACAAUAGUUCGAUCCAUAUCAGAUGCAAUAGAUCCAAAUUUGAAAUAUAGCGUCGUUAGGCGUUCAAAUGGUUUUCUACGGAGACCGGAGAUAUUGGAGACUGUUUACAGUGUUGAAGAGGAAGCCGAUGGAGAUUCCACUAAAGGCUUAAGUGCACAAAAUAGCACAGAAAAGGAACUGAAAGACGCCAAUAAAACAGAUGAACAGAAAUAUAAGGAAACUAGUCUCCUCGCGCAGAGGCGAGACAACUUUCGCAUGAGGAGCGUAGUUUUAACCGCUGAAGUUAAAAGUAUAGACAAUGAGAAAGAAACAAAACCUAAGUCGAAUAACGAGGUCUGGUCAUACAGCUACGUCCCAAAAAGAAUGAUGCCACCAAAUGAUUCCGAUGAGGAAGUAACUUCAAAUCCAGAAAGCGACGAGGGGGAGACAGAACAAAAGACGAAUCAGGUGGUGACUUACAACCGAGUUAUGUCGAAUCAUAGGAAUGUGACGAAACCGAAAGACGUCAAGUACAAAAGAAUAAAUAAGGCCAAAUCGAAGAGCUUAGAGGAGUUGCGCGGGAGAUUAAAGAAUUGGGUCGAAAAGGGUAAUAAUUUAUCUGAUAUGCCGUUGGAGCAUGCACAGAGUUAUGCCUGA